Messenger RNA from Scleropages formosus (Asian bonytongue), 1446 nucleotides. RefSeq names its product acidic mammalian chitinase-like. Gene Ontology annotation, biological process: chitin catabolic process; carbohydrate metabolic process. The transcript is spliced from 10 exons. The record is from RefSeq and is a predicted model, not a curated record. Gene Ontology annotation, cellular component: extracellular region. The coding region runs from base 1 to 1446 and encodes 481 amino acids. Gene Ontology annotation, molecular function: chitinase activity; chitin binding. Lineage: Eukaryota; Metazoa; Chordata; Actinopteri; Osteoglossiformes; Osteoglossidae.
AUGACAAAGUUCAUCUCCCUUCUCUUCAAUGCAGGACUGGCUCUCCUACUGCAUGUGCAGCUAGGUUCUUCCUACAUCCUGUCUUGUUACUUCACCAACUGGGCUCAGUACAGACCAGGAGCUGGGAAGUACUUCCCUACCAAUGUGGACCCCUGUCUCUGUGACCACCUGAUUUACGCCUUUGCUGGCAUGAACAACAAUGAGAUUGCAACCUAUGAGUGGGAUGACGUGAAGCUCUAUGGCGAGUUUAAUGCCCUGAAAAACCAGAACAGCAACCUCAAGACUCUGUUGGCUAUUGGUGGCUGGAACUUUGGGACAGCAAAGUUUAGCGCCAUGGUGUCCACCUCUGCCACCCGUCAGACUUUUAUCAACUCUGUAAUCAGUUUCCUGAGGCAGUAUGGGUUUGAUGGUCUGGAUAUUGACUGGGAGUACCCUGGCUCUAGAGGAAGUCCUCCUCAAGACAAGCAGCUAUUCACAACUUUGGUUCAGGAAAUGAUGGCUGCCUUUGAGGCUGAAGGUCAGAACAGUAACCGUCCACGUCUCAUGCUGACUGCUGCUGUGGCUGCAGGAAAAAGCACUAUUGACACUGGAUACCAGAUCUCACAGCUUGGACAGACCCUGGACUACUUCCAUGUCAUGACAUAUGACUUCCAUGGUUCUUGGGAGAGGCAGACUGGGGAGAAUAGCCCUCUGUACAAGGGACCUGCUGACCAGGGUGAUUACAUCUAUUUCAAUGUGGAUUAUGCCAUGAACUACUGGUUGGGCCAGGGUGCUCCUGCUUCCAAACUCUUAGUGGGUUUCCCCACCUAUGGACACACCUUUGUGCUGGCAAGCUCCUCCAACACUGGUGUUGGUGCCCCAGCUACUGGACCUGGACCAGCUGGUCCUUACAGCAAACAGAGUGGCUUCUUGGCCUAUUAUGAGAUCUGCACUUUCCUGAAGCAGGGAGCCACUGAGGCUUGGGACACACCCCAGGAUGUUCCAUAUGCCUACAACAGCCAAAAUAUCUGGGUUGGCUAUGACAAUGUGAAGAGUUUCAAUAUUAAGAUUCAAUGGCUGAAGCAGAACAACUUUGGAGGAGCCAUGGUAUGGACCAUUGAUCUUGAUGACUUUAGCGGUUCUUUCUGUGGCCAAGGCCAGUAUCCCUUGAUUAACACCCUGAAGAGUGGACUUGGAACUGGCCAGAGCUGUACUGCCAGUCAAAACCCUUCACCCCCCAUCACUCAGGCUCCACCUGCUCCUAGUGGUGGCGGUAGCGGGAGCAGCAGCAGCAGUGGCAGCAGCAGUGGAGGCAGUGGCUUCUGUGCUGGAAAGGCUAAUGGACUCUACCCUGUCCCAGCCAACAGGAAUCAAUACUAUGACUGCAAUCAAGGCCAGACCUAUGUCCAACACUGUGCCACUGGUCUCAUCUUUGAUGCCAGCUGCUCCUGCUGCAAUUGGGCUUAA